AUAGACCCAUCGUCAAUAGGAACUCGUCUAUCGUAUAUAAACCUGAAAAACAUCAGAACUACGCUUUACCUCACUCGAAAGGUUAAUAACUGAUGGCGCCAAUUGACUUGUUUGAGGAUGUGGAGGAAGAAAAACAAUGUCGCUCUGGUGAAAGGCAGCAAUCCAACAGAAAGAAUGACUCGGAUGCUUUCCACUACAACGAGGCAUACGCUCAAAAAUUCGAACGCCAAAAACGGGGCGAAGAAUUAAUGAAACUGAAAGAUAAAUACGGUUCUGAUUACGAGCCGUCGGAGAGCGAGGAGGACUUUUCUUCUGAAGAUUCGGAUGCAGAAUUCAUCACACCAGAGGUCGAUGUGGCGAUCUUGAAAACACUUGCUCGUAUCAAGAAAGAAGAUCCCAAGUUAUACGAGCAGGAUGGAAACGUCUUUGAAGAGGAAGAAGCUCAGAACGCGGCCGCCCGAGCUCAGAAGCUCAAGCGUGACAAAACCGAAUCGACAAAUCGAAAAAAACCUAUGAAUUUGAGAGACUAUCAUCGCAAAGCACUUCUAACUAACGAAGGACGGGAGUUCGAUGAAGAUGAACCGUUGCCUGAAAAUUACGAACCUACACCAGCAGAAGAAGCCGAAGCCUUGAGGGACGAAACUAAGCGAGCUUUUCAUAGUCUAGUUGAUGAUGACAACCAUGAUGACAAUGAAUCUACUAAAAGUUCAGACGGUAUACAGGACAUGCUUGUGCUCAGAGACAAAGAAGUUGAAGAAAUUGAAGAGGAAGAUCAAGAAUAUCAACGGUUUUUAAUCGAGCAAGUUGGUAACGAUGACAUUCAAACGGCUCUCCAAUUAAACUUUGGGACUAGCAACGAUGCUUCCGAGCAAACCGAAGAAAAACGAAAAGUACGACACGAUGAUGAUGAAUUUUUGCGAGCCUACGUCCUAGGCCGUGGAUGGAUCGAUAAGGAAGCCAAGAAAAUUCCGAAAUACAAAGAGCUAGUCGAAGCUGGUGGCCAGUCCAAGCAAGCCAAGUCUAAUCUAUCGGGAAGCAAUGCUAACGUCUUGGGCAAAACUGCGAUCUGUGAUGAAUAUGACGAGGAAGAUGAAGAGUUUGUCGAAAAAGCGGAAGAGUUCGAGACAAAUUACAACUUUCGAUUCGAAGAUCCCAAUCCUACAGUCACGACACAUGCUCGAGACACAGGUCCUUCGGCUAGACGUAAAGAUGAUAGCCGAAAACUUGGGCGAGACGCGGUGAAAGCUAGGAAAGAUGAAGAAAAGCGACAGCGUAUGGAAGAACUCGAACGAAUGAAAGCACUCAAAAAGGAUGAGGUGUUGAAGAAACUUGAGAUUAUCCGAAAAAACGCUGGCGCUGAGGAUUGUAACCUCGACGACAUAGAUUUGGAUAGUGACUUCGACCCUGAAAGUCAUGAUCGCCGAAUGCAACAGGUGUUCGAUAACGAUUUUUAUGGCAAAACUGACCCGGACGGAAAACCAGUCUGGGACGAUGAUAUUGAAAUCGACGACAUCCUUCCAGACGCAGCUCCCGUGCAAGAAGAAAUCAACUUUGAACCCGGUGGUGACGCCUAUGAUCCCUUGGCACCUGGGGGGAAAAAGCUAUCCAAGAAGAUGAAACGGUUGGCAAAAGCUGAGAAGAAACGUGGUGUUGUCCAAAAUAUGGAGCCAGAGAAAGAAGAAGAAGGCCCCGACCACACCGAGGAAGUUGAUGACCUGGAAGGACUUUCUCCCGAGGAGCGCAAGAGAAAGUUGCUGGAAGCCUUGGAUGAGUAUCAUAAGUUAGAUUGCGAGGACAUGAUUGGAGACAUGCCGACCAGGUUCCACUACACUAAGACGGAGGCUACGGAUUGGAUGACACCCGAACAAAUCCUUAUGGCGACAGACGCCGAACUGAAUCAAGUGAUUGGAUUAAAGAAAUUGGCACCCUAUCGAUCCACAGACAGCGAUCGAAAAUUAGCUACCAGGAAAAAGAAACUUAAAGAACUACGCAAAAAGCUCAAGACAAGGAAAUGGGGUGAAGCCCAUAGUAACAAUGAUAAUCCGCAAGCGUCCACUUCUCAACCUGUCACGCAUGAUCAAAACGAAUCUCAACAACCUCCUACUAAGAAGCGUAAGGGCAAAAAAGAGAGACAGAAACUCAAGGAAGAACAAACCGCUUCAAACCAAGUCGCCGAUUCUUAGAAACCCUCUCAACUCGCUUUAGUGUUUCUCAUCACAUUGAAGAGCCAGAUUUUUCUUUUGAAGACGAAGUUUUGCAUGCUUAGGUCUGGAGAAAUUUGAAAAUAUGGAUCUCAUUGUUUUUCUUCUUGGCUCCAGUCUAUGUAAAAUUACAGAAUGAUUAUGACCUCAUCUCAAAUUUAGACAGACCAUUCAAUCGUCAUAUAAUUUUUGCAUUACUUCUAUUUUUUUUAUCUACGACUGAUUGAUGUGUUCUGCGGAAGGCUACCCAUUACUCUAUUUAUUAUAAAUCAUACCAGUGAGACAAUUAAUGCAAUAUGCAUAACAAGUGAAUAUUUUUUCAUCUUCCUACCUAGAAUUUGUACGUUUAUUAAAGCAACCACUUGAGACUGAGUGCUGCCCAAAAACGGGUAUUAUGGAAGCUACCCAGCCUUCUUGUCAACGUAGCCUUGCGAUGGUGUUGC
Puccinia graminis f. sp. tritici CRL 75-36-700-3 is the source of this 2644-nucleotide messenger RNA. RefSeq lists its product as uncharacterized. The coding region runs from base 93 to 2183 and encodes 696 amino acids. NCBI's taxonomy places the organism in Eukaryota, Fungi, Basidiomycota, Pucciniomycetes, Pucciniales, Pucciniaceae. Gene Ontology annotation, biological process: endonucleolytic cleavage in ITS1 to separate SSU-rRNA from 5.8S rRNA and LSU-rRNA from tricistronic rRNA transcript (SSU-rRNA, 5.8S rRNA, LSU-rRNA). Gene Ontology annotation, cellular component: nucleolus; 90S preribosome. The record is from RefSeq and is a predicted model, not a curated record. The transcript is spliced from 8 exons.